AUUUGAUUUAUUUUCCAUUUCGUUAAGAUAGAGAUGGAAAGAGGGAGAUCGAUGCGCAAUUUGGCGCAUAUUAGCAUCCGCCCCCUUUGUUUCUGGGUACUUAUGUUUCCUUUGUCUCCCUUUAUUUAUCCGACGAAAAGCCUAAGCCCACGAGUUCAUUUCCUCUCAUCCGUUAAUCUCUUCGCCGCUUUCGUCUUCUUCUCGCGGAUCUGCGUAGCGCGUUGUCCUCUCGCCAAUCGUCUCCUCUGGGAUCGGUCGUCUGGUUCUUCCUCAAAAUCGUCGUAUUCCGCCGAUCGAUUUUCGUCGAGUUUUGGGUUUCCGAUCUUGUUGAGGCGCUACUCUUUUAGCAAGUUAGUUUUCAGCGAUGAUGCGGGAAUAUGAAGACGAUCUUGAUGAGAAUGUUGGAUAUGAAGAGUAUGACGAAUAUGAAGAGUAUGAUGGAGAAGGACGGGAGGAAGAAGGGGCAGAGUACGAGGAGGCAGAGGAAAGACAACCUACCAAGGAAGAACUGGAGUACCUUGAAUUGCGUCAACGAUUGAAAGAAUCGAUCAGGAAGAAGAUGAAGAGAGAAGGCGGGAAUGCUCUGUCGUCGCAGGAGAAGAAAAGUAGACUUCCAUACAACGACUUUGGUUCCUUCUUUGGCCCUUCGCGGCCCCUUAUUUCUUCAAGAGUGAUACAAGAGAGCAAAUCCUUGUUAGAAAACGAGCAACUGGCGUCUAGACUUUUAAAGCCAAGCCAAGCUACCAAAAGACCUGUUGCAGUGGGCAGCUCGGCUUCUAAGAAUGGUUCAUAUGACAAGAGACCUAAAGUUGUGAAUGAGGUGAAAAAGAAAGUGGAAAAACUUAAGGAUACGAGAGAUUACUCUUUCCUUUUCUCCGAUGAUGUGGACCUUCCUGUUUCUAGGAAGGAUCCGCCCUCGCAAAACCGUCCUAUUCCUAGUUCUGAGGCUCGGUCUUCUCAAUCAUCAGCUAAGCCCAAAUACCCAUCAGGUACCAAUGGCAGAACUGCUCCUAGUGCUCGCGAGGAGAGGAGACCGCAUUCCAGAGCAGAUGCCCCAGGCAGCCAAAUGCACACAAGACCAACUUCCUCGAGUGGCCAAACACAUACGAGGCCGGCUCCCUCGGGCAGCCAAAUACAUGCAAGGCCGGCUCCCUCGGGCAGCAAGAUGCGCUCAAGACCAAGUUCCUCAGGUUUCUCCACGAAUGGUCAAUCUCCUUCGAGGGAAGGGUUGGCUACGAAUGACCAAACACAUAAAUCAGCCAGCCGGAGUAGUCAACCGAGUUCCAAGUUAAGUUCUCAGAGACCGGUUUCUGCAAGAAGACCUGACUCAGUACCGAUGGAUCAAAGAAGACAGCUGGGCAACAACAAUGGAGUUGGGCUUGGCCGGCCUGCAGGGACUGCAAAGCAGUUGCCUUCUAAGACCCCCAUUUCCGGCACAACGAGCCGUGUUCAAAGUGCUCAGAGACCGUCAUCCUCAAGACCGCUCCCAUCUGAUCAUAGGCGAAGCAUUGAACAGAGAAAGGUUUCCAAUGAGCCAAUAAGGUCUCAAGUAAUCCACAAACAAUCAAUUCCUCCUGCAAAAAACCAGAUAAGCAAACCGCCGAAACGAGCACCAGCACGUGAAAUAGUAGAGGAUAGGCGGCCAAAGAAGAAGCUGAAAAUGUCGGAGGACGAUAAAGCACUCGGUUUGAUCAGAAAGAUGUUCAGAACUGAUCGUUUUGCCGGGCGAGACGGGGAUGAUGACGAUAGUGACAUGGAGGCAAACUGGGAAGAUAUCAUGAGGGAAGAGAAACGAAGUGCGAUGAUAGCGCAGAAGGAAGACGAGGAACAACUGAGGCUGAUCGAGGAAGAAGAGAGGCGAGAAAGAAUGAGAAAGAUGGCUAAGAAGCGCAGGCUGAGCCAUUGAAGUAUUUAGCCCUUUUCCUCCAGAUUUUCUUGUAGGAACCCUAAUUUUCAGAUUCUCUUUUUUACCUCAUGGAAUUUUCUACUAAACGUUUGAUGUGGGUCAGAUUUCAGAUCAUCUUCACAGUGUUGUCACACCAUAUUAAUGUUUCUACAAUUUAGAGAAACCCCAAACUAUACCUAUGAUAUGAUUCAUGGUUGAUGGGUCAGAUUUCAGAUCAUAUUCAUUGUAUUUAUCAUACGUCAUAUUAUUUAUAGAAAACCCAAAUUGUUUCAA
Tarenaya hassleriana is the source of this 2179-nucleotide messenger RNA. Its product is annotated as protein spt2-like. The transcript is spliced from 10 exons. The record is from RefSeq and is a predicted model, not a curated record. Gene Ontology annotation, biological process: regulation of DNA-templated transcription; nucleosome assembly. Bases 365 to 1906 code for a protein of 513 amino acids. Gene Ontology annotation, cellular component: nucleolus. NCBI's taxonomy places the organism in Eukaryota, Viridiplantae, Streptophyta, Magnoliopsida, Brassicales, Cleomaceae. Gene Ontology annotation, molecular function: DNA binding; histone binding.